Messenger RNA from Didymosphaeria variabile, 1017 nucleotides. RefSeq lists its product as uncharacterized. The transcript has a single exon. Lineage: Eukaryota; Fungi; Ascomycota; Dothideomycetes; Pleosporales; Didymosphaeriaceae. The record is from RefSeq and is a predicted model, not a curated record. The coding region runs from base 1 to 1017 and encodes 338 amino acids.
AUGUCUAAGCCAAAGAUUCUCAUUGUCGGAUGCGGCGCCGUUGGACUUUCACAAGGAUACCACCUCUCUGCCGGAGCAGACAUAACCUACCUCGUUCGGCCAGGUCGUUCUGGAGCUUUCGCGCCGCCUAAACGCCUCUACGAUUACAAGACAGAAAAGUUACACACCUUCGAGGGUUAUCGUGUAAUCGAAAAUACCACGGAAGUUGCCAACGAGGAAUUCUACUGCGUCCUCGACACGCUAGACGGCCAUACAGCGCAGUCUGAAGGUGGAGUCGCAACGCUGAAAAGUGUCGGAGAUCUGAUUCGCAAUGCCCCGAAGACAUUCGUUGCUUACGAUGCAAUUGGUGCCGAUAUGGAGCAGCACUAUGCCAGCACUUUAGGCAUACCCAAAGAGCGACUGGUGCUUGUACUGAGUAUGCUUGCGCACCAGCCUACACCAAUGAUCUCUGUUCCGCCAAAAGCAAACCGAGAACUGAUCGCGCAGGCGGACCUGCUGUUUUCGCCUCUCGCCAAAGACACAGGACUAGCCGUUGUCAACAAGAACGUUGAGCUCACGAAAAAGAUCGAGGCUGUUUACAACAAGAACGGCAGAUUGAAGAUCGAUCGACAGCAUGCUAUAGUUGGUAACCUGGUCAUGUUGGGCAUGGUGCAGCUCGUUGUUUGGAACAAUGAGGGUUGGCCUGCAUGGCCGCAGUUCAAGGACAGGGGCGAGUCGUGGGCGCUGCUGCUUCGAGCACAGAAAGAGGUCCUGACUUUGCCGCGAUUUGGAUGGACUGGAUGGAUACUAUCGUGGUUUAUCGGGUCCUGGGCAACGGCGAAGAUGAUCGAGAUUCCGACCAAUGGUGCGCUGCCACUUGCUUAUCAUGAGUUUAAUGCUUUUCAUCAUGGGAACAAAGUUGUCAAGCAGGAUGUAGAGGUUCUAGAAGAGCUGAUUACCGCGGGAGAGAAGGCGAAAGUUAAAAUGCCCGCGCUACGGGAGAUUUGCCGGCAAGCGCGGGAAAAGUUGGAUAAUUGA